Pseudogymnoascus verrucosus is the source of this 804-nucleotide messenger RNA. RefSeq names its product Ubiquitin- modifier 1 (gene URM1). The record is from RefSeq and is a predicted model, not a curated record. Lineage: Eukaryota; Fungi; Ascomycota; Leotiomycetes; Thelebolales; Thelebolaceae. Gene Ontology annotation, cellular component: cytoplasm; nucleus. Gene Ontology annotation, molecular function: protein tag activity. The coding region runs from base 122 to 454 and encodes 110 amino acids. The transcript has 3 exons. Gene Ontology annotation, biological process: protein urmylation; tRNA thio-modification.
CACACGAACGCAUACCUCCACCCACAGAGUACAUUUUUUGAUAGGGAACUGUCACGUGCUUGCUAUUAUCUGCAGUGUCGGUUUUGGAGGUGUUGGAUAAAAGAUUAAGAAGAGGGAAGAUAUGGCGACGACAGAGACGAAUGGCGGGUUGAUGGAUGUUGUGCUUGAGUUCACCGGUGGUCUCGAAUCUCUAACUUCGUCGAAGAGGAUGCAUAAAGUUUCUAUCCCCUCAACGCUAGAGGGGAGAUCAACGGAUGUAGCGGGUCUUGUGCGCUGGGUGGCGAAGGAGAUGAUGGGUGGUGAUGGGGGCGAGAUGUUCGUCCAGGGGGAAGGAGUACGCCCAGGGAUCCUCGUCCUAAUAAACGACGCUGAUUGGGAACUCGAGGGGGGGGAGGCGUAUCUGGUGCAGCCGGGGGAUAAUAUUUUGUUCGUGAGCACCCUUCACGGCGGCUGAAACAACCCCUCAACACCACCACUACUACGGGGCGUGGGGGAUCCUAGUUUUCGUCAGAUGGGUGACGAGAACAGCGCACAGAGCGAUGGGGGGGAGAGAGGAAUGAUGGAGACACUUGGGGUGCCUGGCGCGGCGCGGCGCGGUGGCAAAACGAUAUGAUCGUUGGUGUAUACCACGUGGUACUGGACUUCAGAAACUCGUUUGCGGAGACGACACUGGAUACUAUCACAUAGACAUAGGCAUGAAUAGACACGACGAGGAUAUAAACAAAUACACGUUCUAUAUAUAUAUGUAUAUGUACACACAGCUAAAUUCCAACGCUACAAAUCAAAGCCAAAGCAAAAACGCAU